AUGCAUCACGAGUUACUUUCAGCUUUAUGCGGUGUUUCGGGUGAUUUAUUUAAUCCUUAUCCACCUCAACCUAAUAUUCCUAAACUCUUUAAAAUACCACCAGAUUUCAACUUUCUACAUGAGUCUGAACGUGACGCGCUAGAGCGACUUGCUGAGUUGGGCUUUCAUUAUCGAUGUAUUGUUAGUUUUAUAAAUAAAUAUCGCGGUAUCAAUUCCGCUGUUUUUAUUAGCACUAUAGAAACAGAAACUUUUCUUCGUGGCUCUUUUGCUGACGCCCUAUGUAACGCGCUCGAUGCUGCCCUUUCUGAGUAUCAGCAACUUGUUUUCGAGUCAGAGGAUUGUAUUCUUGAAGAGGACGGAGUGAUACCCGUCGCUGACAUGGUUUCAAGAUUUUCAGACUAUCACGUAAUUUUAUCAACACUUCAUGAACUUGUGGAUGAGUUAGAAGCGAAUCCAGUCAAAUAUUUUGGAUGCCGUAUUCUUAACUUGUUAGUUGCGAGGUGCAAGACAGGAGUUCCGAAACUUCGUGGAAUAAUGUUCAAACUGGUGCACGCUUGUCAUGUUGUUUUGUAUCAAUAUAUAUCCUCAUGGAUGGUUUAUGGAUAUUUGCAAGAUACGUUUGGUGAAUUUUUUAUCAAGGAUGAAUCCAUUAUAAAUAAGCAGCAGCAGCAACAGGAUUCACAAGAAGUAUUCUUUGAUGAAGAAAACAACCAAAAGCGAAGGCAUCAAAGAUUUUUCAUUGAUGAAUCAUUAAUCCCUAACUAUAUACCUCAUAAGAUUGCAGACUCGAUUCUAUUUGUCGGAAGGGCAAUCGCAACUGUAAGAAAUGCGGAUCAUUCAUAUCGUAAUAAAAGCAUGCUACCUCGUAACUUAAGCUCGAUGCAUCUUCAAUAUUUAUUAGAACUUUCAUCUAAGCACAGUUUCAAUGAUUCUGAGCUAGACAAUGUUGUUAGUAUUAUAAGGAAUAAUGUGGCUCAAUGGUUAUGGCAAGUAGUAUUGACGGGGGAUAAGGUCAUUGAAUGCUUGGAAACUUUCAGAAAUUACUUUUUGUUAGGGCAAGGCGAUUUUGCACUUUCCCUUAUACAACAAUUUGAGAAACUGGUAAAUUCACGACUGAUAUCAACACGAGCGCCUAUUGUUAAAGAGCAAGAAUUAAACUCUCUACUUAUUCUUGCUUCUGUGGGAACUUUAGCUGAAAAUGAUCUCACACUUGAAAAGUUCAGAUUCAGAUUGGUGAAUUCUAAUGAUCAAAAAAGAUCAUCAACGAGUAUUUUAUUUGAUGAUACUGUAAUUGGAAUUCCUCUUAGGCUAGAAUAUCAAGUAAAUUGGCCAUUGGAUUUAUUUGUUACUUCUGAAGAUCUGAUAAAGUACGGAGACUUGUUCUCAUUCUUAAUGUCACUAAAACGCACGCAACAUCGCCUACAUAAAGCAUGGGUACAUCUUUCCGCUCUACGUAAAUCAAUUGAUUCACGAGAUAAUAAUAGCGAAUUACCAUUAAUAAUAUGGAGAACACGAGCAUCAAUGAUGUUUUUUGUUGAAUGCAUAUGGAGCCAUGUACAGAUGGAUAUCAUAGAAUCUAGUUUUCAAAAAUUGAUUUGUCAAAUAAGUGUUUCAUCUGCACGUCAUGGCUCCUCGCAUACGUCAAAUCAAACUCCUAGCACUCCAAUUUCAACCAUAAAUCCGGAAAUAAUGAAAUUCAAAGAACAAAAACUUGACACUAAAACGGAAUCUCUUCAAGAUUUUGAAGAAAUCCGAUUGGGGCAUCAAUCUUAUCUUAAUGAUAUCCAACGAGGAUGUCUUCUUGAAUCACGUGUAUGUGCGGAAACAAUUAAAAAAGUGCUGAGCAUAUGUGAUCGUUUAUGCGCGUUAUUAGAAAGAUGGGACGGACGAAAAGAUGAUGAAAAAUUAAGCCAAAUUAAUCGAGUAAAUGAGGAGUUUCGUGAUCAAGUGAAUUUCUUGUUUCGUACACUUUCCGGAGUUAAUCAGACUCCUGAUGGGAUUGGUGGACCUCCAAGACAUUUGGAUCAACUGCUAUUACGCUUGGAUUAUAGUAAGUGGUUCUCUGUAUGGGAGAAUUGA
Ambispora leptoticha is the source of this 2079-nucleotide messenger RNA. Lineage: Eukaryota; Fungi; Glomeromycota; Glomeromycetes; Archaeosporales; Ambisporaceae. The record is from the annotation of a GenBank genome assembly.